AUGCAGCGCACCUUGCAACUUGCUGCAGCCACCCCGCCUGCGGGGCCCAAACCGGUGGAGCCGGCUUCAAAGUCGCUGCGAUGGACAAGAACCGAUGUAACGCACGCUUGGGAAGACUGCAUUGUGCAGUUUUCGUCGCCUGUAUACCUGGUUGAGGAGGAUGAUGGUGAGGUUGUGCUGGACAUCGUGCGAGUAGGGCCCACCGAUGGAGCCUGCCAAGUCAGCUACUCUACGCGAGACUGCUCCGCCAAAGCAGAUUCUUCCUUCAAGGCCACCGCCGGCACGGUUUACUACGAACCUGGUGAGUUCAGCAAGUCAAUUGCUGUGCCGCUGAUCAGCAACACACGUUGGGAUACCCAUGUGGAAUUUGCCGUGGAGCUGCUGGAAGAUGGUUUGGUGGGUGGCGUGCUGGGGCAUUACCUACACGAAACAAGGGUGAAGAUCAUUGACGAUGACACGUUCCCCUCCAUCCGAUUCAAGGACCAGGUCCUAGCACAGGACUUCGACUCCAUCCCAAGACUGGGCCUGCUUUGGGAGUACAUCUCUCGCAACCUGGGAGAGCCUUUGGUCCAAGUGGGCACUAUCAAGAUGCUGUUGCUUGCCGUGCUCGACAGAUGCUUGGACCUAUAG
Molecule: messenger RNA, 630 nt
Organism: Symbiodinium natans
Lineage: Eukaryota; Dinophyceae; Suessiales; Symbiodiniaceae
Source: the annotation of a GenBank genome assembly